Molecule: messenger RNA, 2822 nt
Organism: Struthio camelus australis
Lineage: Eukaryota; Metazoa; Chordata; Aves; Struthioniformes; Struthionidae
Source: RefSeq, a predicted model, not a curated record
AUGGCUGUAUUGCAGUCAGUUAUACUUGCUGCUGAUAGUGACGCAACUAAUGUAUAUGUGUCUGUCUUUUUUUUAGUGGUCACAGGAGCUACUGACGGAAUUGGAAAAGCCUAUGCAGAAGAGUUAGCAAGACGUGGAAUGAAGGUGGUUCUAAUCAGUAGAUCAAAGGAAAAACUAGACCAGGUUGCCAGUGAAAUAAAGGAGAAGUACAAAGUGGAAACAAAAGUUAUUGUGGCAGACUUUGGAGAGAGAGAAGAUAUUUACAGUAGAAUCAAAGCGGGAUUGGAAGGCCUGGAGAUUGGCAUUUUAGUCAACAAUGUGGGAGUUUCAUAUGUUUAUCCAGAAUAUUUUAUUGAUGUUCCAGACCUGGAUAAGACGAUUGACAGAAUGAUUAACAUUAACAUCAUGUCUGUUUGUAAGAUGACACGAUUGGUGCUGCCCAGCAUGCUGGAAAGAUCAAAAGGAGUAAUCCUGAAUAUCUCCUCAGCUGCUGGGAUGCAUCCAACUCCACUGCUGACUCUUUACUCUGCAACAAAGGCUUUUGUGGAUUACUUCUCCCGAGGUCUCCAUGCAGAAUACAAGAGCAAGGGCAUCAUUGUGCAGAGUGUUCUACCAUACUAUGUGGCAACGAAAAUGUCUCAAAUCCGCAAGCCAACCUUCAGUAAGCCCAGUCCUGAAACAUAUGUAAGAGCCGCCUUGGGCACGGUAGGCCUGCAGUCCCAGACCAAUGGAUGCCUACCGCAUGCAGUCAUGGGCUGGCUCUUAUCUCUUCUACCUUCACCUGCUGUCAUGAAUUUGCUCAUGAGAACAAACAAACAAAUACGUGCUCGUUAUUUGAAAAAAAUGAAGCAAAAGUAGUUUGCAUGCAACUUGGUCGUGGAAGCCUGGGACACCUGCAGGUUGCAUACCCACAUUUCAGCGCUGAGUAGACCUAAUGUUUUAAACACCUUCAGUCGUAGAUGUGUUUUCUACUAAGGCAAAACAUGAUCUUGUUUUGAAGAUACAGACAAAACAGGAUUCUUGACUUCCGAUAUGAAUUUCAAAAUAGGCUUUGUUUGUUUAUAGAUAUGUUGAGAGGGGAAGUGCUUCGAACUAAAAUUGCACUGUGCUUUAAGAAAUACUUAUGUGGGCUUGACCAGACACUGCCCUUUUGAGGAACAGCUUGGUUAUGUAGUGUCCAUCAAGUCUAUGUGUUAUGGGUGUGGUGAAGGGAAGCGCGAUAGUGGUUCUGCCUCUUAUUCCCUGGAAAGGUAGGGAGGAAUGGGAAGGGAGCAUAUUUAGAAAGGUAACCUGGCACUUUUCACAGAAUAUAACUUCUUCCCAGUUCAGGUUUAGAGCCUCUACUAUUGCUCUGCGUUGUCAGCCAGCUAGUGAGCGCUGGUUACAUGGUCUGGUCAAUGGAAGCUGCACACCUUGGGCGGGCACACGGGGGGCGGGGGGGAAGAGCUCGGGGGCUGCUUUUGGACUAUGUAGAGAUCAAUCCCUCUGUAAAACAAGAAUGCCCAUGUUUCAGGCCAAGUUGUUUUAAGUUGUUUUAACUUAGAAAGGAUUCACCAAUUCAUGAAGCGAUCCUUAAUGUGAUCAUUUUAGAAGUCCAUUCAUGGAGCUUGCCUGCUAGAUUGAUAUAGGUUCUUGCACCAAAACCUGAGUGAUCAUUUAGGUGAACUUCAAGGGUCUGGUGUGACUUUUGGUUAUGAACUGAAGGGAAAAGGACCAAAGAACACAAGUGUAAUUCCUCAUCUAAAAAUAUAUGCAUAAAAUAACAUUACUAAAAGUAUUUGCAUUAUUGGUUCUUGAAUGUGGAUUCUAACUCUGCAGUAACAUGUGAUCUUUGAUUUGUAAUAACACUUUUAAAAGUUCAGUGCCCGCUCUUUAUAGUAAAUGGUGAUGACACAGUGUAGAUAAAUGUUACAAGUUGUGUGCUACUUGUGGGUUGCAAUGUAAAAGAUUGCUGGUACCUUAAAUACAGAGCUUGAAAUGAGUGACUACUCAUUAGCAAUGAUGGUUAAAUUCUUUCUGAAGUAUGUAUCACUGACUUCUGUUGAGGCCUUUUGAAAUGAGAAUCCUGAAUAUUUGAAAUAGCUCUGAAAAUAUAAUAAUUAGAACCAAUAAACCUCUAUAAACGUAGAACUUACACCAGUUGAAGCUUGAUCUGAGCGCUGUGGGCUUCUGAAUUGAGAAAAAUGGAAUUGUUAGGAUGUAGUGUGACAUGGAUGUAAUGGAGUUGUUUAAAAUAACUGAUUUGUUUCAUAGUUCUGUUCCAAAACUGAGUGCUCCAGUAAGGUUGGAAUUAUCCAGCCCCAAGAGAGAGGGAUCAGAGUACAUGAGAAGUCUGCACUACUGUUGUCUGUAUUUACCUGCUCCUUUAAAUAUUAAAGAUUUUGAUCUCUAACCUCUCUUUUUAUGAAUGUGAAAUGUACUAACUUUCAAACCAAAUUAAACUGCAAAUAGCUAGCUGUUUUCUGUGGCGACUGCCUUUGGUUAAAGACUGGAGGGUUGUUUUCUGUACUUGGAAGAAUAAUGUCAAGCUCUGGUUUUGAAUUUAAGUAUCUUAUACUGAGACAAGAUUUGAGGCUAACAUUUCUGUACAUUGAAAAUACAUGAAUACCGAUGCAAUGGUGCUGAUCAGAUCUGAGAUGCAGAUGCUAUCCCAUAGUUUGCUUAAUUUUUUUGGAACAGGGAUGGUGAAGUCAGUGCUACUAGUUCUGUAAGAGCAUGUUCCUUGGCUUGCUCUGGAGAUGAUAUGGAAGCGUUGGACUAACCAAUCUGUAUGUUCUUUCCCUUUGUAAAACAAAUAAAUGUGAUUUACUCUGAUUCUUUAA